Messenger RNA from Heterostelium album PN500, 1668 nucleotides. RefSeq lists its product as uncharacterized. The record is from RefSeq and is a predicted model, not a curated record. Gene Ontology annotation, cellular component: myosin complex. NCBI's taxonomy places the organism in Eukaryota, Evosea, Eumycetozoa, Acytosteliales, Acytosteliaceae. Gene Ontology annotation, molecular function: cytoskeletal motor activity. The transcript is spliced from 4 exons. Bases 1 to 1668 code for a protein of 555 amino acids.
AUGACAUUUGGUACGAAUAAUAGUCCUGUUGGAAGUAGUAAUAGUACUGCUGCUGGUAGUAGUGUAGGAAGUAACAAUGGUGGUGGUGGUGGUGUCGUUGGAAGUGUAGGAAGUAGCAGUGGUGGAUCCGGUAGUCUUUCACCAUCGUCUUCGAUCACCAAUUUCAAUAUACUCUCGAUGCACGAGUGGAAUUCACCGACGUCCAGUCUGCAGCAGCAGCAGCAGCAAAACCAGCGAGGCAGUGCCAAUGGCAGUAGCAGUCUCUUUGGAAGUCUCAAUACGACGCCCAACUACGACGUCGAACUGAUCGUGCAAACCACAAAGCAAGAGGAUGCACGAUUCAUGGGAAAGAAGAAACGUCGGUGUUCAUCGGUAUCGAAAGUGUUUCUCGGUGACUUUUUGCAGCUGUCUUCCAAUAUCACCAUUCUAAAGAUGAUCUCAAAGUUUGGUGACAAUCACAUUCUCUUCUCGGACGUCUUGAUCAAGGUGAACAAACGUAACAAAAUGCAAGAGAGAAUCAUCAUCAUAACCGAUCGUGCACUCUACAAUGUGCAACCGGUCGACUAUAAGCUAAAACGUAGAAUCUCAAUGAUUAGUUUAACCUCAUUAUCAAUGAGUACAUUAGAAGAUAACUUUAUUGUAAUACAUGUCAAUUCAGAAUAUGAUUAUGUAUUAAUUAGUGGAAGAAAGAUAGAGAUUGCAACAGUUUUGGUAGAGGCAUAUUAUAAACAAUCGAUAUUCAAUCAGAUGUUUCCACCUCAGAUGCUGACUUUGACGACGAUGUCUAAUACAAUUGGAUCACCACGUGAUAUUUCAACGGGUGCCAAUGCAUUGGGUGGUGCUCCAUUGAUAACCAUGUCACAUUCACCAGGUGCAUUAAUACCAUCACCAAUAUUAGUUUCAAAUAACAAUAGUAGUAAUAAUAAUAGUAAUAAUAGUAAUACAGGUGUUAUUAUAGGAUCACAUCAAAAUGAAAAUAGUUUAGGUGGUAGAAAUAGUAAUAAUGGAAGUAGAGGUGGUGGUAAUAACAACAACAUAAAUAUUCCAUCAUCUACAAACCAAGGUAUUCUAAGUUCAUUGUCGACUUCACUAAGUACAACUUCAAAUAAUUUAAUCAAUUCAAUAUCAUCUUCAUUCCAACAACCAAAUAUCAAUGUUGGUAAUAAUAACAAUGUAAAUAAUCAAAGUAAUAAUACAGCUAUAAAUAACAGUUCAAAUAACAAUAACAACAUUGUAAAUAAUAAUAACAAUGUUAAUAAUAGUAGUAUUAAUAAUAAUAAUAGUAAUAAUAGUACACCGUCAACAACAUCACCAAUAUCUCAAGCAUUCAAUCAAUCAUCAUCGGAUCACUUACUACCAGUUAACUUUACAGAGAGAAUAGAAUACAAAAUUGAAGGUGAUUCAAUGCGUGAGAUCAUAUUUACUAGAGUGCAAGGUGCUGUAAACAUUCAGAUACAAACACUAAAGAGCAGCAGACAAGCUACCAAAAAGGAUCACACUCGUUUAUCUGCAAAGUACUUAGACAGAUUUAUAAAUAUGAUAAAUGAGCGUGAGAAAAUAAGAAAUAAAUGUUUUGAUGGUAGAAAGUAUACUUUACUCAUACAUCCAGGCAAAAAGAAAUAUAUCUUUCCAUUUAAGUUCUUAACUUCUCAACACUUGAAAGGAUAA